GUUGCAUGGAGCAAUUGUCUAGCGCACAGGAAGAAUUUCUCGAAGGCAAUUACAGUAGAGCAAUAAGUCAAUACCAGGAGGCUUACAAGUCGCUGGCUGCUGUGAACGAUGAAGAAAGAAAUGGUGAACUUCUCGCUCGAAUUUUGAGCAAUUGUGCAGCGGCACAAUUGAGGUUGGAAAUGGCCAGGAAAGCUGUCGACAAUUGUAAUAAAGCUCUCGCCUGUGAUGAUUUCUGCGCUAGAGCAUAUCUUGUCAAAGGAAAUGCACUUAGAAAACAAGGAAAGAUGAAACAUGCACAUGCUGUGUUGAUGUCAGGCUUAGAGAAGUGCAAGACCAAACUGGGAGAUAUCGAGCUGUUAGAUGAAAUGAGGCGACUAGCAUCAGAAUGUGAUGGCACGACCAACUCUAAUAGCAAGACAGUUGUUGAUGCAGUCAAACAUUCAGUUAAACAGAAGGCAAACAAAGAUGAAUCAAAACAGAAGGAAACACUUCGAGAAACUAAAUUAGUUGUAAUCGAGGCAGGCGUAGAUCAACCGACUCUAAAGAAAGUUAAUGCUGACUUAGCACAUGGCCGUCUACUUCUGAAUCAAGGGCAAUUUGAAAGAGCUGUGGAGAAGUUUAGUCAUAUUAUUGCUGACAAGCCUCACAUGGCGGAGGCAUAUGUGGGAAGGGGAUCAGCAUAUGCCAAGCAGCAACUAUUUCUAGAGGCACAACAUGAUUUCACGACGGCAAUCAGGAAAGACUCAACCAAUUCAGAAGCAUGGAGAAAGAGAGGACAAGUGCGAGGCGCAUUGGGAGAUCACAAUGCUGCAAUAGAAGACCUGAAGGAAUCAGUGAAGCGAAGCAAAAAUCGUGACUGUGAUGCCGAAAUUGAUUUAGCUCUAGUGUAUAACAGAAUGAUGGAUUACAAAACGUCAUUGACACACUUGAGGAAUGCAGAACAGCUGCUACAGGAGCAGGGUAACGUUUCUUUACAGUUUCGAAGAAACCUUUACAAUAGCAUAGGAAGGUGUCACACAGCUCUUGGAAAUCCAAUAGCUGCUAUAGGAGCGCAUGCAUCCGCGAUUGAUCUUGAUUCACAGUUUGCAGACUCCUAUGUAGAUAUGGGAAUUGCAUACAGGGAUUAUGCAAACUUUGAGAAAGCAGAAGAAUGUUUUUUCAAGGCAUUACAGUUGGUGCCUAAUCAUGUCGUAGCCCAUUAUAUGAGGGGCUGUUUGCAUUACAACUCAGGAUGGGCUCAAAAAGCUAUUGAGAUAUUUACUGAUGGUCUCAAAUAUGAUACUACUCAUGAAGACUGCAUGUUUAUGAGAGGAAUUUCGUAUCAAAGUGUUGGACAGUAUCGGAAAGCAUGGGACGACUUCAAUGCAGUAGUUACAAGGAAGCCCACACACCUUGCUUUCUAUUAUCGGGAUCUGACUCUUCUUGCUCACCACGAUCUCGACAAAUGUUUAUCUUGUCGUAAUCCUGAUGCAAAGUACAGUAGAGUUUUAAAGGAGGCAUGGACCAAGCGGAAAGAUCCACAGAAACUGUCUCGGGAAUAUGAACAUCCACCUUUGUUUAAUGAUACAAUUCCUGAUGUAACUAUUCCAGAAGUACUACCAGAAGAAGUAGACUUAGUUUCUAAAGUUGCAAAUCAACUUGGCAGUAAACUGCAGUAUAAUACACCGGGAUUUUUGAAAAAUCAUCGGGAGCAUUGUCAAAGUGGCUUUGCAAUAAUCUGCGUUGCACAGAAAUGUCGAGAGGUCUUUCAGAGGUUGAAAUGCAAUGGUGAAACAGGCUUUACUGUCUCAGGGGAAUCAAGUAGCUAUACAAACAAGCCACAUAAUUUUGACUGGCGAGAUUUAGCAGACAUCGUAGUGCAAUGGAGUCAAAUGUCUGAACCAAACGAUGCAAUUUGGUGGAUAGAUCAACUUGAUGAUUCAAACUUUACUAAAGAGUGUAUUGUUGAUGCACAAAUUGUACAUGGUCAAUGUAAUGCUAUUCGGAAUUACCCCUACCAAGAAAUGGCCUUUAAAAGAUUAAAACAAGUCCUGGACGUUCAGUUUCAGCAUAAUCCACAGCAAAGAACUCGAAUACAAAAGACUACGUCAUAUGAAGACCUAUACAACGUUUUGGGUUCUGACUUUUUUGGAACAACUACAGUCUAUAGCCAUGCUUUUGCUGAACGUUUUAUGGAAGGAACUCGCAUCUGCGUUCAAAAAGAGUUGCCCCACGGCUUUAAUUUCUCAAUAAGUAUUGCAUCAUCUCGAUUCCGUUGGCAACAGUACAGCGCAGAGCUUUCCAGAGCGUUUGCAAGCAUCAGUCGAGCAUCAGUGAGAGAAGAGAAAGACACUCAGACUCUGUUGGAGUUGGUCUUGACGUUUGCAUUCUAUUGGGACAAUAUGAUGCCUCUAACAAAGGCAGCUCCUUCAUGUGGUCUGGUCAUGAUCCAUGGUCUUCUACUGGCAUUCGGUCUUGAAAUAACAAACCCAAUCCCUAAAGGAAUGCAAGUAAACUGGGAAGCUAUUCUUCAACCAUCACGUGAUGACUUCAUUAGUUAUAUAAUAAGCCAAUGGAUUCGCACGUCAGUAAAGCCUGUUGUCCCGGAUGUUGUUGAGACUCUUCCAUCCGUUGAGAAGUUAUUCCCGUCUCUGCGCUCUGUUGUAGAGGUUCUCAAUUUUCAGCAAUGAUGAUCACUUAGCCUGUUAGAUUUGGACACUAAUAACCAGGCUGGUUUCAAACUCAAAAGGCCACAGACAGACAUGCUAAUAGACUUAGUCCAGUGAACAAUUAUGUAGUGGAAACAAUUAGUUUAUUUUUUGUACGUUUCCUCCCGCCUCUUCUGUAGCUCCCUUGCCUCGCAAUCUAUACACUCCCUGCGUUUGUUGUUGAGGGAUCUUGAAUUUAAUGAUUGGAUAUCUUUGA
This is a messenger RNA of Corticium candelabrum, 2904 nucleotides long. RefSeq lists its product as uncharacterized. The record is from RefSeq and is a predicted model, not a curated record. Gene Ontology annotation, molecular function: protein binding. Lineage: Eukaryota; Metazoa; Porifera; Homoscleromorpha; Homosclerophorida; Plakinidae. The transcript has 28 exons. Gene Ontology annotation, biological process: negative regulation of DNA-templated transcription. The coding region runs from base 6 to 2669 and encodes 887 amino acids.